UUCUUGGCGCCAGUUCGAGCUGCCAGUUCCAACUCUAAAGGCACGUAGCUUUGCGCGCGAGGUGUUCCAGAUGCAGAUGAAUCAUCUUUUAUCGCAUUGCGAAUCUUCGACACCCGCAGCUGUGAAAAAUAAUUUAAUUCGACUUCAAGAUCGAUUAACUCUUUCUCGGACUUUCUCGCUUUUUCUACAAACCGCUUUGGAAGUGACACGACGGAUGCGGACACGUUGGGUUUCCGACCGUCGGAAGAGAGAAGAGGCAACUCAAAAGAUGAGGAAGAAAUUCUUCCGUGGCUUCUUUUCGCUUCGCGGAAUAAGGAAUAAUCGAAUUGUGGUUGACAUAAAGCGAGAAGUGACUUAAGCGUUUCGCAAGAUAAGACGGAGGAAAUCCUGCACCUCGGCCGCGUCGCUUGCGAGACGCGGGAUUGCAAGUGCGAAGCAUCGUCGCUUCGCUCCGGGCCGUGGAUUACUUAAUGCGCGAGGAGAAGCCACUUUCUCUCUCGAUCUCCCGGCGUAACUCGGUAUUUUCACGACGGCAUAUUAUACCGGUGCGUGACCGAGGUCUGUAUAACGCGUUACAAAACACGCAACCUUAUGUGGGCGCGGUAUGCAAUAUUGUGCGGAGCGAUAGCGAUCGACGCGCGCGCAAAACGUCCAUUCUUCGGGACCGCAUUGCGCCGCAUCGAACGUGUAUGUUCGCGUAGAAUGCGAUGCGUACGAGCGACAGGUGAACGCGUUCUUCAGAAAGAAAAAAAAAAAACCUAGGGGCGAACACGCUAGGAGAAUCACACGCGCGCGCGCGCGCGCGCGAUUUACGACGAUUUACUACGGAUGUAAAGAUCGGACGUACCUUUCUGGUUACGUGUUCGACGUAACAAUAGCGUGCGAUUGAGCCGUGUGCGCAGUAUUUUCAAAACAGGAAGUCGCCGAUUCUGCUUCCCGAACCGUAAAUAUUCGCGUUGAACGCUCAUUUCAGCUCUUAGCUCAUAAAUAGUUAUUAGGACUUGGCCCGACUCAGUACGAAUUAUUGCGCUAGGGAAAUGGGGAACGGCGGAAGGGGGGAGGAGGGAGUACUUAAUGAGAUUAGAUUUUAGCCUAAUUCACGGGGCACAUAAUUGGAUGGACAACAGAAAAGGAGUAAUUCGGAAUUAGAGUUGAAUUAGAGUUCGAGUGAAAUCUGUUUGUAAUUAAGCGACGAGUGAUUUUUCACGUUUGCUGCACGCGAGAAUUGCACAAUUAAAAAAUUCGCGUUUCAUCGCGAGUUUCGUCGCCCGACAUUUUUCGACAUCUGAUGAAAAUUCAGAGAAUCCGACGCCUAUGGAUGUACGGUCAAGGCUAUGGUGGACGGCCAAGGUACUUCAAACUAGGCCAAACAUAAGUCUGAUGUCACUGAGAUGUGAGACAUAAUUACAAACGGUAAUUUCACAGAUAAGAGGAAAUGGGAUACGGCACAGAGAUGGAUGGCUGUGGACGUUUCAUGAAAUAUUCCCUAUUCUUCACGAACUUUGUCAUCUUCAUUGGCGGGAUUAUCGUAACGGGUCUGGGCGUGUGGGCCUUGGUUGACAAAGUGCCAUGGAUAGGCGAGCUCGUGGGGAACGAUUUGUUAACCGGCGCAGUUUACGUUUUACUGGUUGGGGGAAUCGUCGUGGCGUUUAUCGCCUUUUUCGGAUGUGUCGGUGCAGUACGGGAAGUCAAGUGCAUGCUUCUGACAUACUUCAUAAUUGUAUUCUUGCUGUUUGUAACCAUGCUCAUCGGUGGCGUUCUGGGGUAUGUUUUCCGCGAGAAAUUACUUAGCACCGUAGACAGAGAGAUGAAAAGUUCACUCCGACUUUACGAUCAACGUAAAUCCAUUCGCGACGCUUGGGAUGCUACACAAUCGACGCUCCACUGUUGCGGCGUUAACGACUUUCGGGACUGGGGAAGGGUUGGUCUAGGCCUGCCGGACAGUUGUUGUCGAGAAAUUCAACCUGGCCAGCGAUUCCAUUGCAACGCCGGCCCGGACACGGCAAAUCCUUCCAAUACUUGGGUGGAUGGUUGCAUCAACAGUACGCAAAUCUACAUGCAACAACACGCGGCUGUUAUGGGUGGCGCUGGUAUUGCGGUCGCAUGUCUUAUGUUCUUCGGCAUGAUAUUCUCCUGCGCACUCUUUAAAAUGAUCGAAUGACAACGAAACACUAUAGCCUAAGAGCUAUCACUGUUUUUUCAAGAAAAGGACCAAGGAAGUCUUCGAAAUCCACAAAAACAUUCACGUGAUUUACCAAUCAAUAAAAUUAUUCAACGCCAUAAACACAGCUAAUUAUAUCGUGAUAAUCAAAAGGACAAAUCUGAUUGUACAAAUCUCGUUGAUUUAUUACACAUAUAUUAGCAUUACGCAUCAUGAUUACCAUUAUUUUUUAUAUUUUUGUGAUGUAAUUUAUAUAUUUAAGAUAUAUAUUCAUUUAAUUACAUAUAUUAUUAGUAUGAUAAUAUAUCAUAUACUUUAUAUAUCUCGUGCCGUAAUAAAAACAAUAUGUAUAUAAUAUAGCGCAUCUGUACAAACCUUUCCAUAAUCAUUUACUUUUGAUAGAUAUCGAAUAAAGAUCGCUAUCGAAGUUUUGUCUAUUAUAACAAAAAACAUAUUUAACUUUUGUGUUCUAUUUUUCUAAUAUAAUAAUUUAUAAUCACGCGUUCGCAUAUGUAGAGGAUCUGAUAAUUAUAUACUUUAAUUGCAUAUUCCGAAGAAUAAUUAAUUGUUGUAAAAUCAUUUAUCCUGUAACCAACAAUUUUAUUCGUAAGGUAUUAAGCGAUUUAAUCUUGAUAAUUCAAAAAUUUAUAAGCAAUUAUAUUUCAUUAUGGAUUAAGAUUACGCCAGCUUUAUUAGAAACUAUUAUGAUUAUAUGUAUAGAUAUAUAAUUUAUAUAAUAUAAAGAUAGAUAAUUUUUUCAUAUUAAAAUAAAAUUUGAUUAUGUGUAAAUAACAGAUCGAUACAUAUGUUGCAGAGUCAUAUUCACGAUAUUAAAAACUUCGACUUUGACUCUUUAGAAUUGUUUCACAAAAAAAACCAUUCUAUUUUCUAUAAUUUUUAUCAACUUUUAGUAUUUCGUUUUUUCUAUAGGAUAAAUAAUAUAUUAAUAAGUUUUGCUUUAUGUUUACCUUACUUCUAUGUAUUAUUUAUGAUUACUGCAUUAAAGUAUAACGAAAUGUUAUAA
Pogonomyrmex barbatus (red harvester ant) is the source of this 3185-nucleotide messenger RNA. It is a transcript of the gene Tsp74F, whose product is annotated as Tetraspanin 74F. The record is from RefSeq and is a predicted model, not a curated record. Gene Ontology annotation, cellular component: plasma membrane. NCBI's taxonomy places the organism in Eukaryota, Metazoa, Arthropoda, Insecta, Hymenoptera, Formicidae.